AUGGCUGGCCCUGGCCCCGCCACACAUCCAGUCCAAGUCCCUCCCGUGAGGCCGCUCUACAGAUUCGCUGCUACAACGCUAGGUGCCUCGAUGUGGUUCUUUUUGAUGUACCGCGCAAAGAAAGAUGGACCCGCCUUGCUCGGCUGGAAGCACCCGUGGGACCAUUGA
This is a messenger RNA of Drepanopeziza brunnea f. sp. 'multigermtubi' MB_m1, 168 nucleotides long. Lineage: Eukaryota; Fungi; Ascomycota; Leotiomycetes; Helotiales; Drepanopezizaceae. The record is from RefSeq and is a predicted model, not a curated record.